AUGGAUUCACUUCCGACAGAGCUAAUUCUCCAUAUCACGUGCCAAUUUGACCUGCAGGAUAAAUUCCAUCUGUCCCUCACAAACCAUCAGAUACGCGCCAUUAUCGAGCCAGUUCUGACCAAGUACAUACAAUCUCUGACCUCUCAAAUCAGGAUACCUGAAUGGAAAAUACCCUCAUAUGCCGGAAAGUCCCCUCUAGGACUCAACAUAUCUUACCAAGAUACUUAUCAGCUUCUUGCCUACUUUGUCAGCAUCAAGCUCCUCCCCAGCCCCUACGCAUUGGAUCGCCGCUCAGCCCUUCAGUUGACGGCACCAUUCGCCCCCAGGACAUUCUCACGAGUCAAUUUCCACGAAGCCCAUCAAAUGUUGCUUGAUUUGUUCACUCCACAGAUGUGGGCGGAAUUGUCAAGCCGCAGCGAUAAGGAUCAGCGCGCUGCAAUGGCGAAGUACGUUGAAGGCUUGGAUCCGCAGGAACUGAUAGACGGGUCUUGGUAUCAACAGCCAGCGCUAGGGAUUUGCUUAGAACUUCAAGAGAUGUGGGAGGGUUUGAGAAUUGUGUAUGAGAAAGAAGAAGAUGUCAUAGUUCUUUCGCGGAGAAAAACAAGCAAGAGAGAAGAUGCUGAGGUUGUCAUGAAAAACCAAGGGACAGAAAGCUUGAGUGUUCACGAAACGGAGAAACCGUGA
Molecule: messenger RNA, 684 nt
Organism: Bacidia gigantensis
Lineage: Eukaryota; Fungi; Ascomycota; Lecanoromycetes; Lecanorales; Ramalinaceae
Exons: 1
Coding region: 1-684 (227 amino acids)
Molecular function (GO): protein binding
Source: RefSeq, a predicted model, not a curated record